AUGGCCGCUCCCGUCCCUCAGGGCUGCAUCUCCCGAGCAGGUCCUGGACCACUGCCCCAAGCCGAGCCUGGCGCCCUCCGUGGAGGCCCCGCUGCUCACGCAGGAGCCGUGGACCUGCUCGAGGACACCCUCCACCCGCAGGACUACAGCACCUGGAAGAAGCUGGGCACAGCCUGGACCAAGACGCGGGCAGAGUACCCGGAGAGCCACUUGGUGCCCCUCUACACCCCGGUCUUCUCUGACGGGUGGCUGCCACCUCCCGCUGAGCGGGAACCCGCCGUGAGCCACAGGGACAGUCCCGACCACGCGCCCCCCUUCUCGGCGCCGGUGCUCGCGCAGGCCCUGUACGAGUUUCGGGGCAGGAACGCGCAGGAGCUGACUGUCUGGAAAGGGGAUGUGCUGCAGGUCCUGGACCAGCGGAAAAAGUGGUGGCUGGUGGAGAACAGCCAGGGGGAGAAGGGGUACGUCCCCAGCAACAUCCUGGAGCCCCCGGGGCAGGGAGGCGAGGAGCAGGAUGCCAUGAGCCAGGACGCCUCCCCCACGCUUCACCCCGGCUCCCCGCCGGCGGAGGUGACGGCCUGGCUGAAGGACAGGGGGUUCUCACGGAUAACGGUGAAAUGCCUCGGAGUCCUCUCCGGGCACCAGCUGCUGCACAUGAGCCCGGAGGAGCUGCGAGCCGUCUGCCCGGAGGAGUGGCGACGUGUCCUCUUCAAGCUCUCGGCCGUGAAGACGUCCCUGGAGAUAGGUCCAAGGACUGAGCCACCAGGGGCUGGGACCACACUGACACCUUCCCACCGUCCACGCAGAUGCCCAACAGCCUCCUAUGACCAGCAGCCUGGCUGA
Molecule: messenger RNA, 843 nt
Organism: Rhea pennata
Lineage: Eukaryota; Metazoa; Chordata; Aves; Rheiformes; Rheidae
Gene: EPS8L3
Product: EPS8 signaling adaptor L3
Exons: 8
Coding region: 1-843 (280 amino acids)
Biological process (GO): Rho protein signal transduction; positive regulation of ruffle assembly; regulation of Rho protein signal transduction
Cellular component (GO): vesicle; plasma membrane; ruffle membrane
Molecular function (GO): actin binding
Source: RefSeq, a predicted model, not a curated record